AUUUUAUUUUAUGAUAACAAUUCGAUUUAUCCUUACUAUUUCAACCAAAUGUUUAUAAAUUAUGGGUUAACGGUAAUAUUUUUAUAAAAUAUAAUAUGAAUCGUUCUGCUGAUUUGAUACGGAAACCCCUUCUGAAGCAUAUAACACUGUAGGAAAUAUAUAAUUGGGCUCUCAAAAUUUCUCGGAUAUAUGAGUAUCCAACUCUGGUAUAAAAUACACAUUAUAUAAACCAUUAAACUCAUACAUACAAUGCAUGAUACAUACAUACAUAGGUACAUACUUACAUACACGCAGACGCACACAAAAAAGUACUUAUUUUUGUAGAUGCUAAGAAAUGUUUCUGUAGCAAGAUUGUUAAGAACUACUUGGAAUAUUACAUACCUAUACUUGGAUCAGGAUGGAAGCUUGGGUUUUGUUUUUUUUUAUCUUCUCCUUUUUCUCUAUACUCGCGAACCAUUCUUGCCAAGUGCCACCCAACCGUAGUAACGAAUCCUUAAGCCCCAUCAUCAUACUGCCAGCCCCGUCCAGGAUCUCGUACGAAUCGCUUCACUACCCAGUGCCCAUGGAUCAACAGUAUCAGGUAAUGCCACUAGUGAUAAACACCGGGAAAAUACCCUUGAUAAAUCACGCGGUCCAAGCAUCUCUUCAAUACUUCGCACCCCUCAACAACGAUAACCGGCGCGCACCGAUUUACGACUCGGUACAAUAUUCGACGGAUCGAGACGAACGUCUGCAACUACGACGUAACCCGAACACAUCGAUAUUAUAUUCGAAUGACGAGCAAACCGAAAAUCGACCGACGUACCGCGGUUAUGGUAAUGAUAAUAAUCAUCCGCCAGCCGCAACUGCUACAGUUUACUCGGAAACGCGUAUCGAUGGCCCGCCGUACAGUUACGGCUACAAAAUAAUCGACGACCACGUUGGCGAUUCGAAUGACCGAUAUGAUGCACCGACGAUAGUCGACGGUGACCGACCGACAAGCUAUAACAAAUUAUCGGAUCCAGACGAAACGGAUGGAGUUUUUGAGCACAAGAUCGGUCCGGGUGCCGGACCACGAGCAGUGGCCAACGGACGAAAACCGGGCGAAUCCGACGACCGGCGGGAUGGCGGACCAGACAAUAUUCCUAGGGCUUUAAAACCGAUAGUUAUUAAGACAGAGUCGAAUACGACAAAAACCGAAUUGAAAAAAUAUUACAAGAAGGUGACAAAUCCGGAGACACCGGUCAAAGAGGCCAAACAAAAUGGAAAAUUGACAACGAUAAAUCCCGCACAACGGUGAAACUUACAGCUGUAUAAAAUAACGGUGGUGGAACAAUGGUGACCAUACAAACGAAAAUAAUAUUUGAAUAUAACAUAAGUACGAUUAAAAGGAUGUCAGUUUUCUCUCUCUGGCCCACGUGCAUAGCAUAGACAAAACGCAUUAACGCAGAAUCAUGUUAUCUAUGUUUUUAAGUAGUCUAAGAGUGAAAAGUUAAAAUCGCCCAUUAGGUACCAAAAAGGUAGAGAAUAAUAUUUUUUUAGGAAAUGACAUAUCGAUUUUAUAAUUUAUUGUUAUUUUUAUUUGUAUUUGAUUUUAAAAAUAAACAAAAAAAAUGUGAGCAUUUAAAUGAUGUUUAAAUUGUUUUAAGACAAUAUUUGGACAAAUCGACAUGACAUUCCCUCAAAAAUAUUAUUCUCUAUCUUUUUUGUAAUGGGUGAUUUUACUCUAAGAUAACUUAAAACCACAGAAAAAAUGAUUCUGCGUAAAUGCAUUUUGUCUAUGUUGCGCGUGGGUCAGAGAGAGUAAACAAAUAGUGCGCUGACCUCAUCUUAAUGUAAUAAUAUUACGAUUUUGUUAUCAGUGUUAUUUGUAAUAAUCGGUUAGUGUAAAUACUUCAAAAUAAAUAUUAUUAAAAAAAACGCAUUAUAUUAUUGAGUAUAAUAUAUUAUAUUAUAAUUCGAGUAUAUAAUACUCAAUGAUACCUAAUAUACAUGUAAAACUUUUAAAUGUAAUGCUAUUAUAUAUUCGUAUGUAUUAGCUAAAACUGUUUUAUAUUUAAAUACAAUGUUAUGCAUUUUUGUAAUUCAAUGAGAAAAUAAAUAAAUGUUAUAUAUUAUUUACUCUUUAUUAGUAAAAAUUUUAAUCUCAAAUUAAUGCAUAAUAAUGUAGAUUAUGGAUAUUGGCUAUAAUAUAAUAUGCGUGACUAUUUGCGUAUACAAACACGGUACCUAUCAUAUUAUUAUGACUCCACUCGGUAUCAUAUAAAUCUUAAAAAACUCAGUAAACCUUAAAAUAUAUACCUAUUAGACACUUUCUUC
Acyrthosiphon pisum (pea aphid) is the source of this 2298-nucleotide messenger RNA. RefSeq lists its product as uncharacterized. The coding region runs from base 398 to 1279 and encodes 293 amino acids. The transcript is spliced from 2 exons. NCBI's taxonomy places the organism in Eukaryota, Metazoa, Arthropoda, Insecta, Hemiptera, Aphididae. The record is from RefSeq and is a predicted model, not a curated record.